AUGAAGACCACUGCGACCGAAGACUUCUGCUCCACAGCUGCGGCUUCAGGAACCUGGAGACAGGAGAGUCAAGAUCUCGCUGAACACAAGAAGACCAUGAUGCACUCUGAGUCGGCCUGUCAUUCAAAGUUCUCCGCAGUUUUCUCAAACCACACACCCUCACCCAUCGCAGCCUCCUGGCCUCCCCCUCUCACCUAUCGCAGCCUCCCCCUCCUCUCACCUAUCUCACCCGCCUGGCCUCCCCCUCUCACCCAUCGCAGCCUCCUGGCCUCCCCCUCUCACCCAUCGCAGCCUCCUGGCCUCCCCCUCUCACCCAUCGCAGCCUCCUGGCCUCCCCCUCUCACCUAUCGCAGCCUCCUGGCCUCCCCCUCUCACCCAUCGCAGCCGCCUGGCCUCCCCCUCUCACCUAUCGCAGCCUCCUGGCCUCCCCCUCUCACCCGCCUGGCCUCCCCCUCUCACCCAUCGCAGCCUCCCCCCUCUCACCCAUCGCAGCCUCCUGGCCUCCCCCUCUCACCUAUCGCAGCCUCCCCCUCUCACCUAUCGCAGUCUCCUGGCCUCCCCCCUCUCACCUAUCGCAGUCUCCUGGCCUCCCCCCUCUCACCCAUCGCAGCCGCCUGGCCUCCCCCUCUCACCUAUCGCAGCCUCCUGGCCUCCCCCCUCUCACCUAUCGCAGUCUCCUGGCCUCCCCCUCUCACCUAUCGCAGUCUCCUGGCCUCCCCCCUCUCACCCAUCGCAGCCUCCUCCUCUCACCUAUCUCACCCGCCUGGCCUCCCCCCCUCACCCAUCGCAGCCUCCCCCUCUCACCUAUCUCACCCGCCUGGCCUCCCCCCUCACCCAUCGCAGGCGCCUGGCCUCCCCCUCUCACCCAUCGCAGCCUCCUGGCCUCCCCCCUCUCACCCAUCGCAGCCUCCUGGCCUCCCCCUCUCACCUAUCUCACCCGCCUGGCCUCCCCCCCUCACCCAUCGCAGCCUCCUGGCCUCCCCCUCUCACCUAUCUCACCCGCCUGGCCUCCCCCUCUCACCCAUCGCAGCCGCCUGGCCUCCCCCUCUCACCUAUCGCAGCCUCCUGGCCUCCCCCCUCUCACCCAUCGCAGGCGCCUGGCCUCCCCCUCUCACCCAUCGCAGCCGCCUGGCCUCCCCCUCUCACCUAUCGCAGCCUCCUGGCCUCCCCCCUCUCACCCAUCGCAGCCUCCUGGCCUCCCCCUCUCACCCAUCGCAGCCGCCUGGCCUCCCCCCUCUCACCCAUCGCAGCCUCCUGGCCUCCCCCCCUCACCCAUCGCAGCCGCCUGGCCUCCCCCUCUCACCCAUCGCAGCCUCCUGGCCUCCCCCCUCUCACCCAUCGCAGCCGCCUGGCCUCCCCCUCUCACCCAUCGCAGCCGCCUGGCCUCCCCCUCUCACCCAUCGCAGCCGCCUGGCCUCCCCCCUCUCACCCAUCGCAGCCGCCUGGCCUCCCCCUCUCACCCAUCGCAGGCGCCUGGCCUCCCCCUCUCACCCAUCGCAGCCUCCUGGCCUCCCCCCUCUCACCCAUCGCAGCCGCCUGGCCUCCCCCUCUCACCCAUCGCAGCCUCCUGGCCUCCCCCUCUCACCCAUCGCAGCCUCCUGGCCUCCCCCUCUCACCCAUCGCAGCCUCCUGGCCUCCCCCCCCCUCACCUAUCGCAGCCUCCUGGCCUCCCCCUCUCACCCAUCGCAGCCUCCUGGCCUCCCCCUCUCACCCAUCGCAGCCUCCUGGCCUCCCCCCUCUCACCCAUCGCAGUCUCCUGGCCUCCCCCUCUCACCUAUCGCAGCCUCCUGGCCUCCCCCCUCUCACCCAUCGCAGCCGCCUGGCCUCCCCCUCUCACCCAUCGCAGCCGCCUGGCCUCCCCCUCUCACCUAUCGCAGCCUCCUGGCCUCCCCCCCCUCACCUAUCGCAGCCUCCUGGCCUCCCCCUCUCACCUAUCGCAGCCUCCUGGCCUCCCCCCCCUCACCUAUCGCAGCCUCCUGGCCUCCCCCCUCACCUAUCGCAGCCUCCUGGCCUCCCCCUCUCACCUAUCUCACCCGCCUGGCCUCCCCCCUCACCUAUCGCAGCCUCCUGGCCUCUCUCUCAGACUCCAGCAGGGUGAGGACAUCUCCCUCUCGCACUGGGCCCUUCACGUUCCUGAUGAUGGUUCUGUUGCUGUCAUCCAUAAACUCCACACGGACCUGA
Knipowitschia caucasica is the source of this 2181-nucleotide messenger RNA. NCBI's taxonomy places the organism in Eukaryota, Metazoa, Chordata, Actinopteri, Gobiiformes, Gobiidae. The record is from the annotation of a GenBank genome assembly.